Annulohypoxylon truncatum is the source of this 1294-nucleotide messenger RNA. RefSeq names its product NAD(P)-binding protein. NCBI's taxonomy places the organism in Eukaryota, Fungi, Ascomycota, Sordariomycetes, Xylariales, Hypoxylaceae. Gene Ontology annotation, molecular function: oxidoreductase activity, acting on the CH-OH group of donors, NAD or NADP as acceptor. The coding region runs from base 110 to 1213 and encodes 367 amino acids. The transcript has 2 exons. The record is from RefSeq and is a predicted model, not a curated record.
GACUUAGACCUAGACCUACAUAACAUACCUCCCUUUGGGUAACUUUCUACAUAUACUACACCUUUAUUUCUUACGUACAUCACACAUCGCACAUACACAAACCGCAAUAAUGUCUGGUCGCGCAGCACUUCGCCUUACCAGAGCUGCUGCUCCCCUUAUCUCCAGAACUCGCGCAUCUUCCUCCAUCACCAGAGCAUUCCCCGCAGCUCAACGGACAUUCAGCCAAUCCUCCGUCCGUCCUAGGAGUGACGUCGUACGCGAGACCGAAGUUCCCGUCUCCGUCUACUCUCCAGAUUCCACGGGCACUGCUGGUUCGACUAGCGAUCAUUUCAGUAUCCCCGUGAACCGCGACGAUGCGAAGCCGAAGCCAUUCCCUCCCACUGAGGACACCGAGGUCACCCCUCUCAACAAGACCGUCUACCGCUCAAUGCCGCCCACCAUGCAGAAAAUGAGCAUAAUGGACAAGGUUGUGAUUGUCACUGGAGGUGCUCGAGGUCUCGGAAACCACAUGGCCCGUGCAUGCGCCGAGGCUGGUGCUAAGGCGCUGGUGAUCUUCGAUGCCAACCAAGAAUUAGGAGACGAGGCUGCUGCUGAGCUUCACCAGAAGACCCAGCUUCCUGUUUCCUUUUUCAAGGUUGAUGUCCGUGACGGUGCUGCUAUCAAUGCCGCUGUUGAUGCGGUUGUUGAGACCUACGGCGCACCCGACGUCUUGAUCAACAGUGCCGGUAUCGCCGAUUCCAACAUCAAGGCCGAGACUUACGACCCAGCCAUGUUCCGCCGCUUGAUCGACAUCAACUUGACUGGUUCGUUCUUGAUGAGCCAGUCCGUUGGGCGAGCUAUGAUGGCUGCUGGCAAGCCUGGAUCCAUCGUUCUUGUUGCUAGCAUGAGCGGUAGCAUCGUUAACUACCCUCAAGAACAAUCUUGCUACAACGCUUCCAAGGCUGGUGUUAUCCAGUUCGGAAAGUCGCUUGCCGCCGAAUGGGCCAAGUACAACAUCCGUGUCAACUGCAUCUCUCCCGGUUACAUGGACACUGCCCUUAACCGCGUUCCCGCACUCGAGGCCCAGAAGAAGAUCUGGCGCUCGCUGACACCCCAGGCCCGCCUUGGCAAUGUCGACGACCUCAACGGCCUCUGCAUUUUCCUUGCUAGCGAUGCCAGCGGUUUCAUGACCGGUGCCAAUGUCGCCAUCGACGGCGGUUACACUUGCUACUAAGCUAGCCAGUGCCUGACUGCUUUUCAUUUCGACGAUGUCGAAACAACCAGUUUACGGCAUGGUGUGUACACAGAAUUGCGG